Messenger RNA from Hyaloscypha bicolor E, 800 nucleotides. RefSeq lists its product as uncharacterized. The record is from RefSeq and is a predicted model, not a curated record. The transcript has a single exon. The coding region runs from base 246 to 710 and encodes 154 amino acids. Lineage: Eukaryota; Fungi; Ascomycota; Leotiomycetes; Helotiales; Hyaloscyphaceae.
GAGGGCUGUGCUGAAUCCGAGUGGAAGCAUUCAUCCACUUCAGACAGAAUGACCAUGUGGUAUCACCAUGGCGCUGUGAAAUCAGCCCCGAGAUUUGUCAAGGCUUUCCGUUGCUGUAGAUGCCUGAUCCAAGGGCCCACAUCAGACUUUUCUCUUGGAUAACCAAGUGCCCACCAAACUGAGACGGUCCCGAUGUCGAAGAGAAGGCUUUUGCUGUUGCAACCCACUGUUUACGUGAAACCAUAAUGUUGACGUGUAUUUGCUUGGAAGCAAGUUCCGAAUAUCGAGUCAGAGGAGCAAGAAGCAUGCCUGGCUCGCGAUCGACAGAAAAGGAGGCACGGGAUUCUCAAUAUCCCAAGUUAAAGUCAGACAAUUAUGUAGACUCGAAUGGGAUAAGAGGUCACUACUUUAGAGUUGCGAGCCAUCUACAGGGGAUAUUGUUUGAACGUACCAUAACUCGAGGGGAGGUCUAUCGGAAAGGCCAUAUAAAAUUGUCCGGCAAGGCUUGGAACAUUACAAAAAAGUGGCGCCUUUUAUUUUUACCCCGAGAGGGACAAACGAGAUCAAUCACAUCAUGGGGCUUUGCCAGGAGCUUCCAAUUUACUUUGUCAAAGUCGACGACUCAAGCGGAUCAUUAUGUUCGUGAUGCACCAUCAGGUCUUCCUUCACUUAUGGAGCGAGAAGCAUGCCUCAGUGUGGACAGAAACUAAAUCCUGAUUUGUUGAGAGGAGGUGGACUUUGAAUGUACCGUAGCUUGAUAGAACCUAAAUCAGAUGCUUAUCUACAAUGGCUGAGCUUCA